Messenger RNA from Erpetoichthys calabaricus (reedfish), 8116 nucleotides. RefSeq names its product WD repeat-containing protein 7. The transcript has 29 exons. The record is from RefSeq and is a predicted model, not a curated record. NCBI's taxonomy places the organism in Eukaryota, Metazoa, Chordata, Cladistia, Polypteriformes, Polypteridae. Gene Ontology annotation, molecular function: protein binding. Bases 161 to 4729 code for a protein of 1522 amino acids. Gene Ontology annotation, cellular component: cytoplasm.
GCAGUCAGCUGACCGAGGAGAAAUUGCGGAGGGCAAUAAACAGCUGAUAUACUUUAUUAGCAUAGCUUGGGAUUUUCGCACGUAUACAUUACCCCCAAAGCAGAUUUUGAAAUAGGGAUGAGACUGUAGAAAUUGCUUCACAGAAAGGACAACAGAAAAGAUGGCAGGAAACAGCCUUGUGCUUCCCAUUGUUUUAUGGGGCAGCACAGCACCUACUCAUUGCAUUUCAACCUUACUGGUUAUGGAUGAUCUUGCAACCAUUGUCACAGGCUGUCAUGAUGGACAAAUCUGUCUGUGGGAUUUGACUUCAGAUCUGGAGAUCAGCCCUAGAGCACUUUUGUUUGGCCAUACCUCUUCAAUCACGUGCCUGUCUAAAGCUAGCUCAGGAAGUGAUAAGCAGUAUAUUGUGAGUGCCUCUGAAAGUGGUGAGAUGUGCCUGUGGGAUGUUAGUGACGGCCGAUGCAUAGAAUACACAAAGUUGGCUUGUACCCACACAGGAAUACAGUUUUAUCAGUUUACAAUUGGAACUCAGCGUGAGGGAAGACUUCUUUGUAAUGGUCAUUAUCCAGAAAUCCUGGUAAUGGAUGCCACCAGUCUAGAGGUUCUUUACUCUCUAGUAUCGAAGAUUUCUCCUGACUGGAUCAGCUCUAUGAGUAUUAUUCGUUCACAUAGAACCCAGGAAGAUACAGUAGUUGCUGUAAGUGUGACGGGGAUAUUGAAAGUUUGGAUCAUUACAACAGACGUCAACAGAUUGCAGGAUGCUGACCCUGUCUUUGAGGAAGAGUCCAAGCCAAUUUACAGCCAGAACUGUCAAUCUAUUUCAUUUUGUGCAUUUACCCAAAGAUCUUUAUUGGUUGUUUGCUCAAAAUAUUGGAGGGUGUUUGAUGCUGGAGACUAUUCUCUUUUAUGUUCAAUGCCCAGUGAAAGUGGACAGCUGUGGACAGGGGGUGACUUUAUCGCUGCAGAUAAGAUCAUUGUCUGGACUGAAGAUGGUUGCAGCUACAUUUACAAGCUCCCAGCAAGCUGUCUUCCUGCUAGUGAGACUUUUCGCAGUGACGUUGGAAAGACUGCAGACAGCCCCAUCCCUCCUUUAUUAUGUAGCAUUCUGGACAGAAAAGACAAACAGGACUUGCAAAGGUUUGAGGGGGAUACCAUUGUCGAGGUUUCACGUGAUCAUAUCUGUGACAUCGAGAGAGCCUGGGAGCUUUACACCCCUGAGCUGCUGUGCCACAUCCAGCCUAUAGAGGCUCCACUACUUAUAUGUCCACCGGUUACCCGCUUUUUUUAUGGCCGCAGGGAGCCUUUCCAUAAACUGUUAGUUCAGGGGGACUCUGCUGGAAGACUCUCAAUUUGGAGUGUUAUGGACACAUUUCAGGAGAAAGGUAAAGAAGUACAGGUUACAGCAUCAACAAGUCUUCAAGAGUCAUUUGAUAAACUGUCUCUUAAACCAGCUGGUAUUAUUGACCAACUAAGCAUGCUCCCUGGUACAGAAACACCUCUUAAAGUGACAGCAAGUGUAUAUAUUCCUUCUCAUGGGCGACUGGUAUGUGGACGAGAGGAUGGCAGUAUCGUGAUUGUUCCAGCCACUCAGACUGCAAUUGUACAGCUACUGCAAGGAGAACAUAUGCUCAGGCGAGGCUGGCCACCACACAGAACUCUUCGAGGUCACCGGAAUAAAGUGACAUGCCUGCUAUACCCUCAUCAAGUAUCCCCACGUUAUGACCAGAGGUGUCUUGUGUCAGGAGGUGUGGACUUUUCUGUAAUUGUAUGGGACAUUUUUUCUGGAGAAAUGAAGCAUGUUUUCUGUGUCCAUGGGGGUGAAAUCACUCAAUUGUUGGUCCCUCCAGAAAACUGUAGUACCCGAGUCCAACAUUGUAUCUGCUCUGUGGGCAGUGAUCAUUCAGUGGGAUUGUUAAGUCUGCGAGAAAGGAAGUGCAUUAUGCUGGCAUCACGCCAUCUCUUCCCUAUUCAGGUGAUAAAAUGGAGGCCAUCAGAUGACUAUUUAGUAGUUGGAUGUUCUGAUGGCUCAGUCUAUGUCUGGCAGAUGGACACUGGAGCUUUAGAUCGCUGUGUAAUGGGCAUUACAGCUGUGGAAAUCCUCAAUGCCUGUGAUGAAGCAGUGCCUGCAGCUGUUGAUUCACUCAGCCACCCUGCCGUCAACCUUAAACAGGCUAUGACUCGCAGAAGCCUAGCAGCUUUGAAGAACAUGGCUCACCAUAAACUGCAGACCUUUGCCACCAAUCUGCUGGCCUCUGAGGCUUCAGACAAGGGUAACUUGCCCAAAUACUCACACAAUUCUUUAAUGGUGCAAGCAAUGAAGACUAAUCUGACAGACCCUGAUAUGCAUAUUCUUUUCUUUGAUGUGGAGGCAGUCAUUAUACAGCUCCUCACAGAAGAAGCGUCAAGGCCCAACCCAACUCUGAUCUCUCCUGAGAUUUUGCAAAAAGCCUCUGGAAGUUCUGACAAGGGAGGAUCAUUUUUAGCAGGGAAACGUGCAGCCGUGCUGUUAAAACAGGUGAAAGAGACCAUCAAAGAGAAUAUUAGAGAACAUUUACUAGAUGAUGAUGAUGAUGAGGAUGAUGAACUUCGACGCCAGAGAAGGGAUGACCCCAAGUCUAAAUCUUUGACAUUGCUUGAAUACAACUUGACAAUGGAUACAGCAAAGCUUUUCAUGUCUUGUCUUCACGCUUGGGGUUUAAAUGAAGUUCUGGAUGAUGUCUGUCUCAACCGCUUAGGAAUGCUGAAGCCCCACUGCCCUGUCUCUUUUGGCCUCCUUUCCAGAGGUGGCCACAUGUCACUCAUGUUGCCAACCUUCAAAGAGUCUGUGGUUAGAAUGUCAUCUGCUGGUAGUGAUGCAACUGGAAGAAAGACAUCAGUGUCUGAAAUCCUGGGCAAGGGUACUUAUGGUGUCUCUCGAGCUGUAACCACCCAGCACCUACUGUCUGUAAUUUCUUUGGCAAACACUUUAAUGAGCAUGACAAAUGCAACAUUUGUUGGAGAACAUAUGAAGAAGCCUCCAGUCAGGCCACCAAAGCCAGGCACACCAGAGACAGCUAAAAAAACGUUCUCCCAAACUUCCAGUAAUGCCAUGCAAGGACAGAUCAAACAAGCUGCUCCACCUUUCUCUGCUGCUGCGAGCCCUGAGGCUGUUCACUGUGGCUCUGGCCCUGCUUUACAUACCUGUCCCUCAGUAAAUGAAGGAUGGAGUCAACUAGCUGCCAUGCACUGUGUUAUGCUGCCAGAUUUACUGGGGUUAGAUAAAUUUAGACCUCCUCUUCUUGAGAUGUUAGCUCGCAGAUGGCAGGAUCGUUGCCUAGAGGUGCGGGAAGCUGCACAGGCAUUGUUAUUGGCAGAGUUAAGAAGAAUUGGGCAGGCUGGCCGUAAGGAAACUAUAGAUACAUGGGCUCCAUAUUUACCACAAUAUGUUGACAAUGUCAUGUCACCAGGGGCAACAACUGAGGUUGCCCCAGUUGUUCCUGUAGGUGGAGAUUCUCUGGGCCCUGAUGUAAAAGCAACUGAGGAAGAUGGGGACCUGACAGAUGACGACAUCACAGCAGGGUGCCUUUCUGGUCUCAUGCCUCACAUGAAGAAAAUUUCAACCUCAUAUGAAGAAAGACGAAAACAAGCAACUGCCAUUGUUUUGCUUGGAGUGAUUGGGGCCGAGUUUGGUGCUGAAAUUGAGCCUCCAAAACUGUUGUCUCGACCUCGCACUGCUUCCCAGGCUCCUGAUGGCUUUGGGCUGACUACAGGCGGUUCCAAUUACUCACUUGCCCGGCAUACCUGCAAGGCUCUCACAUUUCUUCUGCUGCAGCCACCCAGUCCCAAACUACCUGCACACAGCACCAUACGCCGAACUGCAAUUGAUCUCAUUGGACGUGGAUUCACUGUCUGGGAACCGUACAUGGAUGUCUCGGCUGUACUUAUGGGCCUUUUGGAGCUCUGUGCUGAUGCAGAAAAGCAACUUGCUAACAUGACAAUGGGCCUGCCUCUCACCCCAGCAGCAGAUUCAGCCCGCUCAGCUCGACACGCUCUCUCACUCAUUGCCACGGCCAGACCACCAGCCUUCAUAACAACCAUUGCCAAGGAGGUUCAUAGGCACACCGCUCUUGCUGCCAACACUCAGUCUCAACAGAAUGUGCACACCUCCACCCUGGCACGAGCCAAGAAUGAGAUUCUGCGAGUCAUUGAAAUCUUGAUUGAGAAGAUGCCCUCUGAUGUUGUUGACUUACUUGUAGAGGUUAUGGAUAUCAUAAUGUAUUGCCUUGAAGGAUCCUUAGUCAAGAAGAAAGGCCUUCAGGAAUGUUUCCCUGCUGUUUGUAGAUUCUACAUGGUGGCCGAUUGUGAAAGAAGCCACCGAAUCGCUGUUGGAGCUCGGCACGGUUCAGUGGCACUGUAUGAUGUUCGGACAGGGAAAUGCCAGACUAUUCAUGGACAUAAAGGACCCAUAACUGCUGUGUCGUUUGCUCCAGAUGGGCGCUACCUAGCUACAUAUUCCAAUGCUGACAGUCACAUUUCAUUCUGGCAGAUGAACACCUCACUUUUGGGAAGCAUUGGCAUGCUGAAUUCUGCCCCUCAAUUGCGAUGUAUGAAAACUUACCAGGUGCCACCAGUCCAGCCUGCAUCUCCUGGCUCUCAAAAUGCUCUCAAGCUGGCACGCCUCAUCUGGACAUCAAACCGCAACGUCAUCUUAAUGGCACAUGAUGGCAAGGAGCACAGAUUCAUGGUCUGAAGAACCUGGCCUUCCCAGUAGACCCAGCACCGCUCAGGAUGUGCUGUUGGAGCCUUGAGCCUUGGAAGUUGGGAUUUCUGCUGAUCAUGUAGUCUUUUUGAGAUUGUUUACACUUUUUGGUUGUUUACACAUAAGUUGCUGCAUUCUUGAAAGGUUUUUUCCUUUUAUUAAAUACAAAGGAAAGGUCACACAGUCAAUGACAGUAACAUAAGGAGCCAGCAGAAAGCUGCUGUUGUAGUCAGCUAUUGUUUAUUAUAAUAAUGUAUGUAUGGUCUUUUAAUUUUUGAAUUCUAAGACAUUGCAGGAUAUAGAUGAGUGAUUUCAUCUGCAAAAAUGAAGUUGUUUAAUGAAAUAUACUGUAUAGAGAACAUAUCAGAAUAUGUGACAUGAUAUGAAGAAAGACCAAUUUACUCUGUAUAUCUUGUUAUUUAAGUUUUUGGCUCAUUUCCUCAAAGUGAGAAGAGACAAAUUACAUUCAUAGGAGUACCUAAUAUUUUCAAUGCAAUGAAAGGCUUUCUUUUCCAUCGACUUUAUGAGCAAUUUGUAUCUUCCAGGUAGUGGAUUAAUUGGUCUAAUUGUAUCUGUCUUAAGAUGUACUCCAGCCUUUGGCACUUCCUUUUGCACUUUUCAAAAGGACAUUCUUAUUCCGUUUUCAUGUGACACUGAAAAAUAGCAAACUGCUGUAUGUGAUUGAUUACUUUGCUUUAUAAUUAUAUUUUUCAGUUUUUAUGGUAGACUUCAGAUGUACAAAAGUAACUAAGUUCAACAUGGAAUAUUCUUUCAGUUAUGACAGCAGUAUGCCACUGCUUACUUAUAACCCAAUUUAUCGUGGCAUGUAACUUCACAGGCAGUUACCAGUAGAUUGUUCUGUUUUUGUCAUCACUUUAAUUUGAGUAUUGUGUGCAGGGGCAAAAGAAGUACAUCGUAACAGCUCAAGCAUGUUUUGAGUGGAAAGGAUUAGUUUGAUAUGUCCAAAUAAUUAUUACAUGUAGAGCUGAAGCCCGCUGGUAUACUCAUUCAUGGCUGGGGAUGCUGCAUCAUGGUGGCUAGCCACUGAAUGCACCUGUGACAUUUACUGAAACGGUCAAGAUCUAAGAGGAAUUAUAUAACAGUCAGAUUGCGAGGGCAAGUGGCCAAUAGUUCUUAUCAUCCAAGCAGGGUACGCUGGGUAAAUCUUUCUUUAGGCAGCCUCUUUGUUUUCGCCAGGAUUUUACAGCAAAGUACAGUAAUAUUUCUUUCCAAGUAUUAGAAAUCGAUUGCCUUUUUACAGUGCUGGAGUCAAGCAGCCAUAGGUUUAUGAUAAGAAAGUGUGGUUUGUUUCAUGGAGGUGUGACCUUCCAUUGUAAAGGAUACAGAGACAGAAACCCCUCAAUUUACGUUUCAUUCCUCCAGGAAUAUUAUGCAAGGGUAACCUGUUAAAUCUUUGGCAACCAAAGUGGGGCAUUUUAAUUUAACAUUGUCGGGUCUAAAGCUAGGAAGUAACUGAUAACAAUUAAGAGUAUUCUGCACUUGUAUCAUUAAGAUGAGACAGUUUCUCUGACAGGCAUGUGUCACACUCUUAUAAGUUUAAAAUGAAAGGCUUUGAUCAAUUACCUGGAAGAAAAUAACUCAGCAGUAAAAAUAUCCUGACAUCAGGUUGUAAAUACACAUUUCAAGCAGAUGUCAUUUCCAUAUGGUAGUGGCACAGCUUCACAGAUCUUUUUGCAUGUGAUAUCAAAUUCAUUGUCUCAUGGUGCGUUUCCAUUGGAAUUAUGAGACGCUAAGCAUCAAUUCCAUAUUUUGAAGACUGUGUGCCAUCGGGUGCUGCGAAAGUAAGGUAGCACACACAGUGUUUGUGGUUAUGGGUUAAAGGUGAGUGGUAUCAGACAACAGCUGCCACAACUAUAGGCUUUGGCAUUUAAUAUUAAAAAAGAACUCGCAGACGACUGUUGUCAUUUUAAUAUGUCUGAAAUCUUUUGUUUUCUUAGCAACUUAUGGUUUGCAAACAAGAUCUUAAAUGGCUAGACCUAAGGCCACCACCUGACGAGUAAAUCUCUCAUUUGGCUGAAUGUUGAAGGUUUCGUGUUGCAGCCAGCAUUUUCAGCUUUAUAAUCGCAGUCAAAAUCGGUGGGCACUGCAGUGCAUGUGGCAGUGUUUCACCUCCUGGAUGAUAACCCGAUUUGGAGGCAGGGUGUCUGAAUUUCACCAGAUAUUGUUCAGACGUUCCAACUGAGCAGCCUGUACACCAGCCAAGUAGGAGCUGGUGGGGGGCAGGGAGGUUGGGGGUACCAAAUUUACACAUGCCAGUCAGGCUGAAGCCUUUCACCUGAAGUCAGCUGGAAAGCUGUCAUGUUUCCUUGUUUGCUGCUCCAGCUUUCAGUGCAGCUACAGUCUUAAUAGGCUCCAGCAAGUGUGCCGCUCGCCUCUGUUUAAAUACUGGCUCUCUGCUCCCUAGUACACAUAUUGUGUAUCUCAUGUGCUUGUCCAUUUUUCCCCUUAUUAAAACAGCUAAUUUAGUGCCAAGGUGGAAAAAGUGUCAGUCUUUGCUUGACAGGAUAAAAGACUUAACUGCUCAUUUUCAAAAGAGAGGGAUGCUAAAUUUGGCUUUGGCUGUUUGCACAGUUAACUGGGACUUCAUAAGUUUAUCACAGAAAUGACUGCGUGUAAAACAGGUAUAUGUGUCUAUGUGCAGGGAAAGGGAUUGGGGAAUGUGGAUUAAAUACAUUAUGUCACAGUUUACUCCAUCAUUGUGCUAAAAUGCUGACUUUACUAAUAUUAUUGGGAAUGCUCUAAUUAAAAAUAACAAAUCUACUAAAGCCAUAAUGCAUCUCUUAAAGACAGUUGACGCAAACUGAGACGAAGGGGGUUUGGUCCUUGAAAUAAGACUGCUCUCCGCUUCCGUUACUCCCCCUAAGAAGAGGAUGCAUCCUGACCGUUUGCUGCUGCUGUCGCCACUUGACAAGCCUUUAAAAUGCAAUCAACGAGGUUGGUUUCAGGCUGCAAACAUUAAGAUAAUAAAAGGAAAAUGAUUACGCUGUUGUGCUCCCGGACCCAGUGCUUCUUGCAUUUUCAAUGCUCUGCUCUCAGCGCCGCAGUAAAAUUUGUAUUGUCACUCCUGUGUAAGCUUUUAACAUUUUAUUGAUUUGUUAGUACUGUAUUUGAAACUGUCCUUCUUGUAAAUGUAGAUGCAUAAGUGGCUUCAUUGUCAAUUUAUUUGUAGGAGAUAUGACAUAAUGCAGUAAUUCCUGGUUGAUGUGCAGUAGUAGCUGUGAACCCACUAUGUGCUGAACAGUACAUGAUAAUAACACGUGUGCACUCACACUCAUUUGCAGAUUAGGCUGAGUAUGUACUGGAAAUGUUAUUGUAGUGUGUACAGUCCUGUGUUCAAUAAAAUAUAGAGAAACAAAA